Messenger RNA from Myotis daubentonii (Daubenton's bat), 1250 nucleotides. RefSeq names its product plasminogen receptor with a C-terminal lysine (gene PLGRKT). Gene Ontology annotation, cellular component: plasma membrane. Bases 411 to 1064 code for a protein of 217 amino acids. The transcript is spliced from 6 exons. Gene Ontology annotation, biological process: positive regulation of plasminogen activation. NCBI's taxonomy places the organism in Eukaryota, Metazoa, Chordata, Mammalia, Chiroptera, Vespertilionidae. The record is from RefSeq and is a predicted model, not a curated record.
CAAUCCGCGAGGCGAAACCCGGUUCUUGGCGCGGACUAGGGGACCGGAAACCUGAAUGUCUCUGCGGCCUUUACCUUGGCCCGCUCCUCCACUGCCCGCUCCCUAGUGACUGAGCACCAGCCUUGCGGGACCCGGCCGGCCACAGGUGGGUGGAGAGCGCGGGUCCACGUCCUCCGACGCUGAGCUGCCGGGCUCGGCGUGCAGGCCCGCGCGGUGCUCUCGCUCCUAGUGUGCGCCCGCCCUUGGCUCCCUUCCUGCUCCCAGUGGAGAAGGUGUGAUCUCCCCUGAGGACCACAGGGAAGCUCUUCUCCUGGGUUUGCUUCUAGCUUUGACCCUUGGGAACGUUGCCUAACACAUUCAAACUACAAUCUAUCUAGACCCAAGAGAGCAAGGCCCAGAAAGAGGUCAAGAUGGGGUUUAUAUUCUCAAAAUCUAUGAACGAAAACAUGAAAAACCAACAGGAGUUCAUGCUUAUGAAUGCUCGACUUCAGCUGGAAAGACAGCUAAUGAUGCAGAACGAAAUGAGAGAAAGACAAAUGGCCAUGCAAGUUGCUUGGUCUCGGGAAUUCCUCAAAUAUUUUGGAACAUUUUUUGGCAUUGCAGCCAUCUCUUUAACAGCUGGAGCAAUAAAAAGGAAGAAGCCAGCCUUCCUCUUCCCUAUCAUUCCAUUAGGCUUUGUCCUCACCUACCAGUAUGACUUGGGCUAUGGGACCCUUCUACAAAGAAUGAAAGAAAUCAUGCCAUUUUCCACCACCAAGAAUUCAGAACCCUUAAAUAUGAGGAUGGAAUUCAUUCCUAGUUCUCAGACAACACUGGCUGAGAGGCAGCCAUUAUUGAAAGAGCUACUACAACAAGCUUCAUCAAAGGAUAUAAAUCUUAACUUUGAAGAAUUUAAGAAAAAUGGUCUUCAGAGACAAAGUGAGGCAGAAAACAAAAGUCUUUCAGAAUUAAAAAACAUACGCUUAGUUAAACAUUUCCUAAAAAAGAGACAGGCCCCUUACCUAUUAUCUGAUAAGUGUUGUAAUGUAGGCUGUACCAAAAAAGAGGUGGCUGUCUACUGCUGAGAUGAAACUAAUUGUGCAUUUCAUGUAAUGUUCACAUGUAUCUGCAAUGACAUUCACUGAUGCCUCCAUCACCCCACUGAUUAUUAGAAUAUGAGAAGUCGUUUUUAGUGUUUGGGUCUUUAAUUUUGUGUGUAAGAAAAUAUUCCUUGUAUUAUUGUAGUUUCUGUUAAUAAAUAUUUGCAUGCU